Molecule: messenger RNA, 534 nt
Organism: Enterobius vermicularis (human pinworm)
Lineage: Eukaryota; Metazoa; Nematoda; Chromadorea; Rhabditida; Oxyuridae
Source: the annotation of a GenBank genome assembly
AUGUAUAUUUUCUUCACAGUGACGCUUGCUAAAAAGAAAGCGUCACUGGGAGCGACAGCAAUAACGACAAUGAUGGGUGACUAUGAGUAUGACAACGAUUUUGAAGCCGGAAUAACGCGUUAUGAGGAGAUAUACGUGGAUUUCUGUGUGUGUAUGUGUGUAUGUGUGUGUGUUUGCGUGUGUGUCUGGGUGUCUGUGUGUCUGUGUGUGUUUGUGGGUAUGAGGGGAGGGGGGCACUUCGUGAGUGAAUUGAAUUUUCGUGAAGUAUUCCAAAUAUGUGGUACCGUUAGUAGUAUGCACAGCAGGCAGACCUAUCCAUGUGAAAUGAUAUUAACGCGAUGUGCAUCAUUAGUAAAGAGCGUUGGAGGGGUAGUUGUGAUCCUUAGCGAUGUCUGUGGUGAUGGCGACGGUGAUGGCAUUAGUGGUUGUGUUACUGGUGGUGGCAACGGUGACUGUGAAAAACCGUUUUUUUUUGUUUGUUUGGUUGAUAUGGCAUCGGGUCAGCCGCCCAACAAUGAAGCCAUGUUACCUUAG